Molecule: messenger RNA, 963 nt
Organism: Dichomitus squalens LYAD-421 SS1
Lineage: Eukaryota; Fungi; Basidiomycota; Agaricomycetes; Polyporales; Polyporaceae
Exons: 6
Coding region: 1-963 (320 amino acids)
Molecular function (GO): nucleic acid binding; zinc ion binding
Source: RefSeq, a predicted model, not a curated record
AUGUCUGCGGAAUCUGUUGCGCGCUGGAACGCGAUCCCUCUCAACCGCCCAGAGCCGGACGAGAUUGCCAACCCGUCGUUGAAGCGACCCUGCGACGAAGGCGACCAGGAUGACGAUACCGAGGACGACAUCUCUCUAGUUUCCCGGACACCUUCUCCGCCGCCCCCUGAUGCCAUGGACGUAGACAAGUACGAUGAGUACUACACCAACAAGCCGUCCCGCGAAGUCAUCACCGUGGAGACCAAAAUCAAAAGCACAAACGUCGGCUUUUCAAUGCUCGCGAAGAUGGGUUGGGUAGAAGGAACGCCUCUUGGUAUCUCCGGCGAUGGUCGUGUUGAACCUGUGCCGUUCUAUGUAAAGAACGAUUUGACUGGACUCGGAAAGGCCAAUCAGGACGUUCGUAUGAUCGAAUCAACCGUCUCGCAACGCCGCGAAUUGGAUUCAGAGCGGCAGACGAAAGAGACGGAGGAGCAGCGGAGGCAGCGCGAGGAUGCGGUUGCGCGCCGCGCUGCGGUCCAAUCCGAGAUCUCCAGCGUCCUCCGGCCAUUCUACUGCGAAGUUUGCGAGAAGCAGUUCAAAAAUGUCGCCCAAUAUGACGAGCACACCAACUCCUACGCGCACCACCACAAGGUCCGCUUCCGGGACAUGCAGCUUGCCCAGCGCGCCAGCCGCAACACGGAAGAGGAGAUCAACAAGCGAAAGGAGAAGGAGCGAAAGCGUGAAGAGAAGGAGCUUCGCAAGAUCGCGAAGGCCGCCGGCGUGAAGAUGGCUAAGCCCCCCGUCGCUGGGUCUGCAGUAGUCGAGGCCUCGUCUGUGCUCGCCGGGUCUGCUGGCCCCAGCGGUAGUCUCAAGAAGGGUGGAUGGGCGACAGUCACGACGCCCAGUGCGACUACGCCUUCUCCCCCCGCUGAACCUCCCAAGCGAUCAGGGUGGGCUACUCACAGCGCCCGCUCUCCCAUCUGA